Molecule: messenger RNA, 1053 nt
Organism: Cyclopterus lumpus (lumpfish)
Lineage: Eukaryota; Metazoa; Chordata; Actinopteri; Perciformes; Cyclopteridae
Gene: abhd6b
Product: abhydrolase domain containing 6, acylglycerol lipase b
Exons: 9
Coding region: 1-1053 (350 amino acids)
Source: RefSeq, a predicted model, not a curated record
AUGGCCGCUGAUCUGGACGUGGUGAACCUGUUCAUAAUUGCGGGGGGGACUCUGGCCAUUCCCAUCCUGGCCUUCGUGGCUUCCUUCCUCCUUUGGCCUUCUGCCCUCAUCAGAGUGUACUACUGGUACUGGAGGAGGACUCUGGGCCUGCAGGUGCGCUACGCCGACUGCGGCGGCUACCGCUUCUGCUUCGCCUACCGAGGGAAGCCGGGGACGAGGCCCUCCAUCUUGAUGCUGCACGGCUUCUCCGCCCACAAAGACACGUGGCUCACGGUCGUCAAGUAUUUACCCAAGCACCUCCACAUUGUGUGUGUGGACAUGCCGGGUCAUGAGGGGACGACACGCACCAACGCAGAGGAUUACUCCAUCCAGGGGCAGGUCAGACGGAUCCAUCAGUUUGUGGAAACCGUUCGCUUGAACAGGAAACCGUUCCAUGUGGUCGGGACCUCGAUGGGAGGAAACGUAGCCGGAGUUUAUGCAGCCUGCUUCCCCUCAGACAUCUGCAGCAUAACUCUCAUUAGUCCAGACGGUAUAAGACACCCCUGUGAGACCAAGUUUGACAAUCACGUUCAGGACCUGCAGCACAGCGACUACUCUCUGAACAUCCCGCUGAUCCCCACGACGCCCGAGGAGAUGGAGGACAUGUUCAGACUGUGUUCUCACGUGCGCUUCAGAAUCCCUCAGCAGAUUCUUCAAGGGCUGGUGGACGUGCGGCAGCCUCACAACACGUUUUACGAAGAAGUAUUUAUGGAGAUUGUUGCUGAGCCAUCCAGAUACGCCUUACAGGAGCACUUACAUCUGAUCAAGGCUCCUUUGCAAGUGAUAUGGGGCAAAAAAGACCAGGUGGUGGACGUCUCUGGGGCCGCGGUCAUUGCAGAGGUGUUGCCUGGGUGCAGGGUGGACCUGCUGGAGAACUGCGGACACUCUGUGGCGAUGGAGAGGCCGAGCAGGACGGCCAAACUCAUCCUGGAGUUCAUCAUCUUGCAGCACAACAGCAACAACAACAACAACAACAACAAAAAGAGACAAAUAGGCACUAAAACGCGCCGGUGA